Gossypium raimondii (Peruvian cotton) is the source of this 1546-nucleotide messenger RNA. Its product is annotated as F-box protein SKIP23. Bases 137 to 1321 code for a protein of 394 amino acids. Gene Ontology annotation, molecular function: protein binding. The transcript has a single exon. Lineage: Eukaryota; Viridiplantae; Streptophyta; Magnoliopsida; Malvales; Malvaceae. The record is from RefSeq and is a predicted model, not a curated record.
UAGCCCAAGGCGAGCUUUUGACGUUUGCUAAAACGGGCAAAAAUAAAAUUCCUUAUCCAAGAGGAGAUCGUAUUCCCGGCCACCCAUUAAUAGCAUUAUUAGCAGAAUUUGUUUUCAGUUAUAUCCAUCGGACAAGAUGGGCGUUGACUGGACCAAACUGCCUCCAGAACUCUUGGUAUCCAUCUCAGAAAACCUAAAACUCUACUCCGAUUACCUCAGUUUUCGGGCGGUGUGCCGCGGCUGGCGAUCCUCAACCCCUAAAACCCCGUCCCAUCUCCCUCCCCAGCUCCCCUGGCUCAUGCUCCCUCCUUCCCAGUCCUACCAAUCCCACCGCGCCUUCUACGACCUUUCUACCAACAAACUCCGGUUCCUCUCCCUCCCCGAAUCCUCCAACCCUAAUAAGCGCCACUGCGGCUCUUCCCACGGCUGGCUCGUUGUCCUCGAUGAAUCCCCUUCCAUUCUCCUCCUAAACCCCCUCUCCCGCGCCAAGCUCCACCUCCCUUCUCUCUCCUCUUUCCCCAACGUCCACAGCUUUAAUUACUCCCACGUCGGCAAGGAAUAUUCCCUCCGCUCCCCGUCUGGUGACCUUUACACUCGUAAUUUGCGCCAAAUGCGAGACUCCAUUAAAAAAAUUGUGCUUUCUGUCAAUCCUUCCAAGGAGCUUCGUUUCGUGGCAAUAGCGAUUCUUAAUCAAACCGGUGAGCUAGUUUACUGCAAAAACGGCGAUGACUCUUGGCGCUUUAUCCCAGGUGCACAAUCCUAUUCCGAGGAUGUUAUAUAUUGUGAGGGAUUAUUUUAUGCUGUCGACAAACACGGAGGAAUUGCAAUUUGUGAUGUUCACGAUGAUUCGCCCAAGGUUUCGAUUGUCCAAACGCGGACACAAUUGGACGGUGAUAUGCAAUAUUUGAUCAAUUCUGGAGAUGAACUGUUACUCAUUACCCGUCACCUUGAUCUUGAAUUCAGUUUCGAACCUCAUCAGUCCUAUUUGGUCUAUAGGACUAAGCGCUUCGAGGUUUCUAGGCUUGUUUGGAGUGGACCGCAUUGGGAAAGAGUGAAAAGUUUGUAUGAUAAGAUGGUUUUUAUAGGUGAAAAUUCUUCUUUAUCGUUGUCAGCUUCGGAUUUUACAGGCUGCAUGGGGAAUUGCAUAUAUUUCACAGAUGAUUACUCUGAAAGUAACUAUGAUGGUUCUUUGGGGGAACAUGAUAUUGGUAUCUACAAGUUAUGGGAUGGGAGCAUUGAGCCAUUGCCGUGUUAUCCUCGAAAUUCUUUCUUUAGAAUGGGUUGGCCUACACCACUUUGGGUUACACCUACUCCAUGCUAAUACGAUAGCUUGAGUAGAAUGCAAGUGCUUCCUUUGGUUUGCUUAGUUGUGAAAUAUCUGCAUAUAAAAUGUUGUGGUCUUCUGUUGAAUGCAUGAUGUUUUUAUGUGCUGUUUAAGAUGUUUUUAUAGAUAUAAAUCUCAGCAAACUAUUAUUGCUUUUGUGAGACCUUAUAGAUUGUAAUUACAUUGUGUAAUUUUAUCUAAAAUGGAUUUCUUUGAUAAUAA